AUGCGCCGCGUCCUCCGGCUGCUCCUCGGCUGCUUCCUCACCGAGCUGUGCGUCCGCGUGUGCCGGGCACAGGAGCGAGCGGGGCACGGGCAGCUGGCACAACUGGGCGGCGUGCUGGUGCUGGCGGGCAGCAACCGCUCCGGGGCCACCUCCGGGGAGGCCGGCGAGGGCGCGGGGGUCUCGGACGCGCCCCCGACUCGGGCGCCCACGCCGGACUUCUGCCGGGGCUACUUCGAUGUCAUGGGCCAAUGGGACCCGCCGUUCAACUGCAGCUCGGGCGACUUCAUCUUCUGCUGCGGGACUUGUGGCUUCCGGUUCUGCUGCACGUUUAAGAAGCGGCGACUGAACCAAAGCACCUGCACCAACUACGACACGCCGCUCUGGCUCAACACCGGCAAGCCCCCUGCGCGCAAGGACGACCCCCUGCACGACCCCACCAAGGACAAGACCAACCUGAUCGUCUACAUCAUCUGCGGGGUGGUGGCCGUCAUGGUGCUCGUGGGCAUCUUCACCAAGCUGGGGCUGGAGAAGGCGCACCGGCCCCAAAGGGAGCACAUGUCCAGGGCCCUUGCGGAUGUCAUGCGGCCACAGGGCCACUGCAACACUGACCACAUGGAAAGAGACCUUAAUAUUGUUGUCCACGUCCAGCAUUAUGAGAACAUGGAUACGAUGACCCCCAUAAAUAACCUUCACACCACCCAGAUGAACAACGCGGUGCCGACUUCUCCUCUGCUCCAGCAGAUGGGCCACCCGCAUUCAUACCCCAACCUGGGCCAGAUCUCCAACCCCUAUGAACAGCAACCACCUGGCAAAGAACUCAACAAGUAUGCCUCCUUAAAGGCAGUCGGUAACUGUGAUGGGGACUGGGCAGUGGCGACACUGAAGUCACCCAAAGCCGACAAGGUCAAUGACGACUUCUACUCCAAGCGACGGCACCUGGCUGAGCUGGCUGCCAAGGGGAACCUACCCCUGCACCCCGUGAGAGUGGAGGAUGAGCCGCGGGCCUUCAGCCCCGAGCACGGGCCUGCCAAACAGAACGGACAGAAGUCCCGCACCAAUAAGAUGCCCCCACACCCCCUGGCCUACAACUCCACCACCACCAACUUCAAGGGCUGGGACCCCAACGAGCAGUCCCUCCGGCGGCAGGCUUACGGCAACAAGGGCAAGCUGGGCACGGCCGAGUCAGGCUCCAGCGACCCCUUGGGAACUCGCAGUCAGCACUACCCACCCCCACAGCCAUACUUCAUCACCAACAGCAAAACAGAAGUGACUGUCUGA
Molecule: messenger RNA, 1278 nt
Organism: Trichechus manatus latirostris (Florida manatee)
Lineage: Eukaryota; Metazoa; Chordata; Mammalia; Sirenia; Trichechidae
Gene: SHISA9
Product: shisa family member 9
Exons: 5
Coding region: 1-1278 (425 amino acids)
Biological process (GO): regulation of short-term neuronal synaptic plasticity; regulation of AMPA receptor activity
Cellular component (GO): AMPA glutamate receptor complex; postsynaptic membrane; postsynaptic density
Source: RefSeq, a predicted model, not a curated record